This is a messenger RNA of Acaulospora colombiana, 188 nucleotides long. Lineage: Eukaryota; Fungi; Glomeromycota; Glomeromycetes; Diversisporales; Acaulosporaceae. The record is from the annotation of a GenBank genome assembly.
AAGUCCCCGAGAAGGUGCAGACCCCACCUACUGGUACUUCCCCGGAGCAAGGCCAAUCUAAGAAGCGGCAGCAUAGUGAAUCUUCCGACUCAUCACCAAGACCUACAAAGAGAGUUCAUCAAACAACCGAGUCCCCAUCCGAGCUGGACCCUACUUCCGGUAUAGCUACUGAUCCGAGACUGAAGAAC